Salvelinus sp. IW2-2015 is the source of this 1128-nucleotide messenger RNA. The record is from RefSeq and is a predicted model, not a curated record. Lineage: Eukaryota; Metazoa; Chordata; Actinopteri; Salmoniformes; Salmonidae.
AUGUCUUACCUCUCCAGAAGCUCUCCUCCUGUGGUCAGCUUUCCCGAGAAAGAGAAACGGUUAGAGAUAUUUGAGUCAGCCUUACCAGGGGCGCGAUUUCAGCUCCAKGCUGCGCUCGACACUGAUGGUGGACAAUACUCAGUUCAACAGUAUAAACUCAGUCACAACGAUCAUUUCCGUUUGGAAGUUAAAGACCGAGGUGAUGAUGGCAAAAUCCCGAUAUUAAUAUUAAAAAAACCACUGGAUAGAGAGGCUGUAAAGAGCCAUAUACUGCUGCUUACAGCUAUUGAUGGAGGACAACCUCCAAGAUCUGGAGACAUGAGAAUAACUGUAGAUGUACUGGAUAUCAAUGAUAACCCGCCUGUCUAUACAAAAGAUGCUUACUCUGUAUUGGUGAAUGAAAAUACUAUUGUUGGCACAACAAUUGUACAGGUAAACGCCACCGAUUUGGACGAGGGACCAAACGGUUUAGUAAUGUACUCGUUUGGCAAUAGCGUGAAUAGUAAAUUACGCAAACUCUUCGAUCUGAACCCAGUAACAGGUGAAAUCAUUGUGAGAGGACUGAUAGAUUUUGAAGAAAAAGACAAGUACGAACUCGACAUACAGGCAUCGGAUAAAGGACUUGCACCAAUGACAUCAGAUAAAAGCGUAGUAAUAAGGAUAGUUGACCUCAAUGACAACGCUCCUGAGAUUGAGGUGACAUCAUUUUCAAGAGCAAUCGCCGAGGAUUCUAGACCUGGAACCACAGUCGCGCUAAUCAGUGUUAAUGAUUUGGACUCUGGUCUCAACGGGAAAGUUCUCUGCUCUGUGAUGGAAGACACAACUUUCAAACUAAUGCCAUCACUACAGGAUAAUAUUUACUCUGUGGUCACCAUGUCACCCCUGGAUAGGGAAAAACAUUCUGAAUAUGAUGUUACAAUAGUAGCCAAAGACGCAGGCCAGCCGUCCAUGUCAUCUGUAAAGACUAUUAGUGUUGUAGUAUCAGAUGUGAAUGAUAACAGUCCAGAGUUUUCACUGAGCCCCUAUACUUUCUAUGUCACUGAGAAUAACCACCCAGGCGCCUCAGUAUUUCCGUGAGUGCAUCUGAUCGUGACAUAAAUGAAAACGCAAUUUAUUUCAUAUCAAAUU